Molecule: messenger RNA, 6421 nt
Organism: Nezara viridula (southern green stink bug)
Lineage: Eukaryota; Metazoa; Arthropoda; Insecta; Hemiptera; Pentatomidae
Source: the annotation of a GenBank genome assembly
CACUUAUAAGACAGUUUGUUGUGAAACUGGGAAGUUGUCAUGUUCAAGACAUGAACUUAGUGAGGUCAUAUUCGAAUUGAGGACACAAUAUCAUUUCGAUUAUGAUUAUGUUUAAUAGUGUAUAUCGUUGCGGUUUAUUGUUAAUACGUAUGCGGCUUCUUGCCGUUUCAUAAAGUUGGUGGUAUUGUAUGUCUUCUACCCAACGACAUGUAUCGUUAGUUAUCGUGUUAACAAUCGGAUAAAGGAUGGAGUUCAUAUUUUUUUUACGUUUAAAACAGUGGCUGUGGGGUGGUAAGAUUAACAGAUCAAGGUGAUAAGGCUUGGUUUAGUUAAAUAAUGGCACAAGAAGUAGAUGAAAUUAAUCUAACCCCCCAAGAACUUCAGGUGUUAUCUGAACUUGAUAGUCGGCAGUUUGGAUUUUUAAAACUUAACACACCUGAAGAAAGUAAAAAGAAGGAUUUAGUUUUAAAGGUAGGUGUUAUUAUGCAAAGUUGUAUAUUGUCCUUUUCUUCAUUAUAUUGUGAGUAUUGCUAUAUUUCUAUGUUGCAGGCUGUAAAAUAUUUGGAACGCAUGCUUAUGCAAGCACAAGAAGAAAAGGAGAGGAAGAAAGAACUUGGUAAAGAUGAAUCAAGUGAUAUUAAAGAAAGUGUAAAUAUUGACCCUAAAACUUAUUGUAAACUUGGCCACUUUCAUCUUUUACUGGAAGAUUAUGCUAAAGCGAUGUCAGCUUAUCAGAAGUUCUUCAAAUUGAAACCUGAUCACUGGAAGGAUCCCUGUUUUCUCUAUGGACAGGGCUUGGUUUAUUUCCACUACAAUGCUUUCCAAUGGGCAGUGAAGGCUUUCCAGCAGGUUCUUUACGUGGAACCUGGAUUUUCCCGGGCCAAUGAGGUUCACCUACGUCUCGGGUUGAUGUUCAAAGUUAACAACGAUUGGGAAUCGUCUUUGAAACAUCUUCAAUUAGCAUUAAUUGAUGCUAGUGCUUGUACUUUUUCAAAAAUAGAAAUUAAAUUCCAUAUUGCUCAUCUGUAUGAAGUCCAAGGGAAAUACAAGUCUGCCAAGGAUAAUUAUGAACUCUUGUUGAAAGAAAAAGAAUUACCUAUCAACUUAAAAGCUGACAUUUGUAGGCAGUUAGGAUGGAUGUAUCAUUGUGUUGAUUCUUUGGGUGACAAAAAAAAUAGAGAAUCUCAAGCUAUUGUUUGCCUUCAGAAGUCGAUAGAAGCUGAUCCUAAAUCCGGACAAUCAUUGUAUCUCCUUGGAAGGUGUUACGCGAGUGUUGGGAAAGUUCAUGAUGCUUUCAUAGCGUACAGAAAUUCUGUAGAAAAAUCUGAGGGAAAUGCUGAUACUUGGUGCUCUAUAGGAGUCCUUUACCAGCAGCAGAAUCAGCCUAUGGAUGCACUCCAAGCUUACAUAUGUGCUGUUCAAUUAGAUAAAAGCCACAGUGCAGCUUGGACGAAUUUAGGUAUACUGUACGAAAGCUGCAAUCAGCCAAAGGAUGCUUAUGCAUGCUAUGUAAACGCAACCCGAGUUGGAGAAAAUAACAAUAAUAAUAACGAAGGAGAAAGGAACAGUGUGACACAGAUCACACCAAGGGUUUCCAUGCAUAUGAACCCAAAUCUUGCUCAAAGGAUACAGUUUCUUCAGACUCAUUUAGGAAACGCACCAAUGCCUAGCAUAACUAGCAAACGAAGGCAGCUUCCUUCUAUAGAGGAAGCAUGGAAUUUGCCAAUCUCUGCAGAAAUGUCUUCAAGACAACAACAGCAACAACAAACUCAAGGGAGUAACCAAAGGAUCGGUCAACAACAAUAUCAAAAAUCACAGACAGGUAGUGUGAACGGAGCUAAUGGUCAUCAUCAGGUAUCACCACAGGGACCGCCACCUCCUUAUCCCGCUCAGGGCAAUCAAGCGGCCCCGGCCAACAAAAGAUUUAAAACUGAGGAGACGCCUAGAACUACUACGAAUGGAGGAGCUAGGGUGGCCACGCCUACCACUCCCAAUCCUCCGUUCUACCUUAACCAGCAACAGCUUCAGAUGCUGCAGUUCCUACAGCAAAGCCAACCUACUCUUACAACUCAGCAAAAUCAAAUGCUGCAGCAGUUGCUUCAUCAAUACAGAUUAAUGCAACAGCAUCAGCAACAACUGAGACUGCAACAACAACAGCAACAGCAGCAGCAGCAGCAACAGCAACAACAACAACAGCAGCAGCAGCAGCAAAGGGUAGUAACUCCAGGUGCUACAACACCUCAGUAUUCUGGCAACUAUCAUACCUCAGUCAUAAAAUCCUAUCCACCAGGUGGAGUCUCUCCCCAGUCGGACACAGGCAGCUUCAGUGGCAGUUCCCAAUCACCCCAACCAGGGGGCACCUUUAGGCAGAACAGCCAGUUCCAACAGUCUCAGUUCCCGUUCAACCAACAACAACCUCUCUUCAACCAGACAUCAAGUUCUUGUGCGAGCAGUACUGAUGUUGUUGGUGUCAGUGAUCAAGAGUUACAGGCUCUUUUGUCGCAGAAAGACAUUGCGACAUCACUCGCCGAAGAUUUACUUAAACACUUUAGUUCUCCUGCACCAAGCGAAGAACUUGACACAAAGGACCCUUCAGUUUUGGACCAAGCCUUUGCCAAUGGAAAGUCACCUACAAGUACUCCAACCAGUUCAGGGGUUACGACGUCAGCGAUAGCAAAAAGUCAAGAUUCAAAUAGUCCAAGACCCAGCUCAGUGAACAGUAUAAAAUCUGAAGGAUCUGAGAUGAGGCUAAAGACAGAACCCAACGAAGAUGAAAAGGUUCAGAUCGGUUCCCUCCUCGAUAUCCAACCUGAAGUGGAGUUCAACAUUGAUAUGGAUGCCAAGACUAUCAUCGAAGCAUGCAAGGGUAGAGGCGAAUUAGGAGUACCUAACUGCAAUGUCGUGAGCGACCGGCAAGAACCACCAUCUCCUCCAGAUCCUCCUCCUGUAAGGCUGACGAGAGAGCAAUUGCUUCCUCCGACCCCUAGCGUUUACCUUGAAGGAAAGAAAGAUGCUUUCAGUCCUCAACUCCAGGAAUUCUGCCUAAAGCAUCCCAUUGCGGUGAUUAGAGGGCUAGCUGCAGCUCUCAAACUUGACUUAGGAUUGUUCUCGACAAAAACCCUCGUGGAAGCCAAUCCUGACCAUACGAUAGAAGUGAGAACCCAGGUGCAGCAAACCUCAGAUGAAAACUGGGACCCGACACUCGGAGGAAGAGGGUGGUCGUGCAUUAGCCACAGGUCACACACGACCAUUGCUAAAUAUGCUCAAUACCAGGCUUCUUCAUUUCAAGAAAGUCUCAAGGAAGAACGAGAAAAAGUAGAAAAGGUCGGUAUUCACGCACCUAACAACACAAUGAAUAGUAACUUAUCAGAUUCAGAUUCUAAAGAUUCGACUGGAAAUGUUCGCAAGAAAAAGAAUGCAACUGGUGUACCUGGUUUGAAAGCACCACCUGGAUCUAAAAUGUUGAGAUUUGGUACAAAUGUAGACCUCUCAGAUGAAAGGAAGUGGAAACCACAACUCCAGGAACUAAUGAAGCUGCCAGCUUUUGCACGUGUUGUUUCAGCUGGCAACAUGCUAUCUCAUGUCGGCCAUGUCAUUCUCGGCAUGAACACUGUACAAUUGUAUAUGAAGGUUCCUGGAAGUAGAACGCCCGGUCAUCAAGAAAACAACAACUUCUGUUCUAUAAAUAUCAAUAUAGGACCUGGAGAUUGUGAGUGGUUCGCUGUACCAGAUGCUUAUUGGGGAGUGAUUUAUAAUCUCUGCGAAAGGUACAGUCUAAACUACCUCCAUGGUUCCUGGUGGCCCGCACUGGAGGAUCUCUAUGAAGAAAACGUUCCUGUAUACCGAUUUCUUCAAAGGCCUGGAGAUCUUGUCUGGGUCAAUUCAGGAUGUGUCCAUUGGGUCCAGGCUAUUGGUUGGUGCAAUAAUAUUGCGUGGAACGUUGGUCCAUUGACAGCUCGCCAGUACCAGCUGGCUAUAGAACGUUAUGAAUGGAACAAACUGCAGAGCUUCAAGAGUAUAGUUCCUAUGGUGCAUCUAUCUUGGAACCUUGCAAGAAACAUCAAAGUAUCCGACCCCAAACUAUUCGAACUUAUUAAGAGCUGCUUAUUGAGGACAUUGAAACAUUGUGCUUUGACUCUUGAAUUCGUUAAGGCCAAAGGUGUGGAAGUCAGAUUUCACGGAAGAGGGAAAAAUGAAGCGUCCCAUUACUGUGGCCAGUGUGAGAUGGAAGUGUUUAAUAUCUUGUUCAUAAGAGAACAAGAAAAGAGACAUGUAGUGCAUUGCCUUGACUGUGCGAGAAAACAGUCACCUACCUUGGAAGGGUUCGUCUGCUUAGAAGAAUAUAGAAUGUCUGAACUCAUGGAAGUUUUUGACAAUUUCACAAUUCAUCCUGUGCAAAGCCCCAGUGGUUCGACUGUAUGAUGUUACUAACAACUAGAAGAUUGUGUCAAUUUGACUCACCUGAUGAACUGGAGUUAAUGAUGUGUUGUUUGAUAGCUCUAAAAUGUGCCAGGCUUAAGUGUAUCGAAAUGUCUCAUCAACAUAUCAUCGCGGAAUGAAGAAAUUUUUAAUUUAAAAUAAAAUGAGUAUCUCAAUGAAGACUGGUACUAUGGAAAGACUGCCUCCAUCAACUAUAGCUCACCUCAUCCAAGUGUCCAAGAUACGUUUAGUUAAAUAUUAGGGCAUAUCGAGCUUAGUUUAAUAAUGUAUUGAUUUUUAUUUGAGGCUUUAGCUAUUUUAUGGCAGUAUCUUGUUAACUUAACAAUUUUUGUAUAUUUAUUAUGACUUAUAUUUUAGAUUUGAAGGUUCAACUGACUGUUUAUUGUAAUUUGAUUUGACUGUUCAGCCUCAAUAACAUCUGUACUAACAGUUGCUAUUUUAUCGAGUCUGACAAACCCUGACCUUAGUUCAAAAGCCAUUAUGAUCUCACUAAUGUAAAUAGCAAAUAUUGUAAAUAAAAAUUAACUUGAAUCUCAUACCUCAAUAAUGGUGUGAUCAAGUAUGCCUUUUAAUUAUGGAAUCAAUGAUGAACGUUCAAAUUACAGUCUUCUGUGAUUUGGCGUCAGAAAUAUUUAGAAUAAUUAUGUAAAUCAUAGUUAUGACUGCCAUCGGUUUUUAUAAAGUUCAUCGUAUAUUGCUAUUUAUUUUGGUUUAAUUUCUUAAUUAUAACUGUAAGAUAUUAAAUGUAUAUUUAUAUAUAUAUAUAUAAAAACACGUGUUUUGUGUGUACAAACUAAUAAUUAUUUCAUGAAUUUUAUUUUUGUCCUUAAUAUCAUUAUUUCACUUGUUCGCAAUUGUAUAGUUUAAAAAUAUUGGUUUGGUGUUGUUUUGAAAAAAAGACAAGCUGUUACCUAUUUUUCUUUUAUUUCUUAAUUUAAAGAUUGUUGUGAUUUAAAAUUUAGAACCUGUUUGGUUUGUUUUUAAAUGUAUAAAGCUAACUUUGUCAGUGUUAAGAAGAAGUACGAUUAACAUAAGUUAUUGACUUUGAUAUUUCAUUGGUUGCCUUAUAGGAAUUAUGCUAUGAUUUCUUCUUUAUAGUCACUGCCAAACUAAAAUGAUAAGAAAAAAAAAAUAAAUAAGAAAGAUAAAAAAAGUUAAGAAACGUGUUUUGUAUUUAUUGUUUAAUAUUUAAGGAUUUUUUGAGACCAUUUUCUUCUCAAUAUUGGUACAAAUCAGAGUGUCUUAAGUGUAGUUUCAAAUGGCCAAUAGAUUCUUGAUAAUGUAUUUUCAAUACAAUUUUCAUAAAACUCGCAUCAGACUUUCAGCUGGAUUGAAAGCUUCGAUAAAAAUUUGUAAAAAUAUUUUAAAAUUAAAAAAAUGAACACUGCCAUUACUCAGGAAAAUAAUGUGUGUUGUUUUUGGGUUUAAUGAGAUCGGUGGAGUUGUUUUGCUUAGUUCAAUUGUGUUCAUUUGAUUAUAUUAAGACUUUUAGUUAAUUACCUUUUAUUAAGUGCUCAUAAUUAUCACAAUCAAAAAACAAUACUGAUCUCAGUUGAAUGGAUGUUUGCUACAUUUUCCAUUAGUUUAAAUUUUCAUAAUCUUUAUGAAUUAUUCAUGUUUUAUUUAUUUAUGUCAUUAAUUUUAUUAUACCAAUAUCAUAUAUUUCUUUUUAAUGAAUAAUAGUCCAUUAAGGUGCCUCUUAAAUCGAGAAGCAAUGUCGUUAUAGUAAACUAAGUGAAAACAAUUUUUGUAAAAUAUUUGACAUCGCCAAAACACUGCCAGUUAUAAUAAAAAUUGUAUAGUAAAAAAAAAAUGAAUUGUUUAUUUUGGGGAUAUUUUCCUCAUUAUACAUAUGGUUUAUUCGUUUAAUGUAAAUAAAUAGAAAUAAUAGGCUCCUUGUUAUAUUAUUGAAAAAAUUGUAAGUAGUAAAAUAUAAUGUGAUUAUAAUAAGGUUUUUCUUUUUUAAUCCUUUAGAAAUCUC